This is a messenger RNA of Musca vetustissima, 1227 nucleotides long. RefSeq names its product odorant receptor 85b-like. The record is from RefSeq and is a predicted model, not a curated record. Gene Ontology annotation, biological process: sensory perception of smell; detection of chemical stimulus involved in sensory perception of smell. NCBI's taxonomy places the organism in Eukaryota, Metazoa, Arthropoda, Insecta, Diptera, Muscidae. The transcript is spliced from 4 exons. Bases 1 to 1227 code for a protein of 408 amino acids. Gene Ontology annotation, cellular component: plasma membrane. Gene Ontology annotation, molecular function: odorant binding; olfactory receptor activity.
AUGCAACGAGCUGCUACAUUUGAUGACUUCUUUAAACUGUCCAGUUUUUUCUACACCACCAUUGGCAUCGAACCAUACGACCAGCCAGGAGUUGAUGAGAAAAAACCCAAAUCCUUUGCUGCCCAUUUGAUAUUCUAUUCGGGAUCCCUCAACUUAAAUUAUGUUUUAAUUAUGGAAAUCGCCUUCGUCAUUGUGUCUUUUGUGCGUGGUGAAAAUAUCCUCGAGGCCAUAAUGUGUCUCUCCUACAUUGGUUUCGUUGUGGUUGGCGAAUCGAAAAUGUUCUUUGUUUUUCGUAAGAAACCAAUUCUUAGUAAAUUUGUGAAACGUCUUGUGGAAAUUUACCCCAGGGAAUUGGAACUCCAGGAGCGUUACAAUCUUUCAAGUUAUUUGCGGCAAUCGACUCGGGUCACAAUUAGUUUUGCCCUGCUCUAUAUGAUAUUGAUAUGGACCUAUAAUCUGUAUGCCAUGACUCAGUAUCUGCUCUAUGACAAAUGGCUGGGAACGAGAAUGGUGGGACAGCAGUUACCCUAUUUCACCUAUACCUGGUGGGAUUGGCAUGGUCAUUGGUCCUACUAUUUGUUGUAUUUCGUACAUGUCUUUGCUGGUUACACUUCGGCAACGGGCCAAAUUGCCAGUGAUAUCAUGUUGUGCGGUUUUGCAACUCAGAUUAUUAUGCAUUUCAAUUACAUUUCGAAUGUCUUGACAAAUUACAAGGUGAAAAUCAAUGAUGCCAAGAAUGUGGAUAAGGCUCGGCAAGAGGAUAUUGAAUUUCUAAAGGAUAUCAUUGAGUAUCAUAAUACUUUGUUGGAUUUAAGCGAACAGUUGAACAGCGUUUUUAGUUUACCGCUGCUGUUGAAUUUUUCCGCCUCUUCGUUUGUCAUUUGCUUUGUUGGCUUUCAAAUGACGAUUGGCGUGGAACCAGACACUCUCAUCAAAUUGUUUCUGUUCCUUUUCUCAUCGACUGCUCAGGUCUAUUUGAUUUGUCACUACAGCCAGAUGUUAAUUGAUGCGAGUUUAAAUGUAGCCGAUGCCGUUUACAAUCAAAAUUGGUCCAUUGCCGAUGUACGUUAUCAGAAAAUGUUAAUAUUAAUGGCAGAACGUGCCCAAAAACCCGUGCAACUGAGGGCUACAACAUUGGUGCUCAUCUCUCGGGGAACUAUGACUGAGAUAAUGCAGCUGUCUUAUAAAUUUUUCGCCUUACUGCGAACAAUGUACACAAGAACAUAA